Messenger RNA from Alnus glutinosa, 1631 nucleotides. Its product is annotated as protein ECERIFERUM 2. Bases 213 to 1484 code for a protein of 423 amino acids. The record is from RefSeq and is a predicted model, not a curated record. The transcript has 2 exons. Gene Ontology annotation, molecular function: acyltransferase activity, transferring groups other than amino-acyl groups. NCBI's taxonomy places the organism in Eukaryota, Viridiplantae, Streptophyta, Magnoliopsida, Fagales, Betulaceae.
AGAAAUAGAAAUAGAAAGAUGAAUCCCACAAGCCGAAAAACAAACACAAAUAUGAAGGAAGGGCAUGCUAUUAAUUAGAGUCUAGAGAGAAGCGUGUCUCUGUGCAUUGUAAUCCUCGAAGCAGGGGAAGCCCGGCCUUUGGAUAAAUAUCCACUUCUAAUUACCAAAAAAAAGAAAACAAAAGGGUUGGCCGGUCUCAACAAGUAACAACAAUGGGAAGCCCGCAGGUUCGUAACAGAAGGCUAUCGUCUGCGGUGCCGGCCAGACAGACGGGCGAGAACAAGGUAACUGAGCUCACAGACAUGGACUUGGCGAUGAAGCUCCAUUACAUUCAAGGGGUUUACUUCUUUACGAGUGAAGCAGUUGAAGGGAUCACAACAAGUGAGUUGAAGGGAGCCUUGUUCCCUUGCCUCGCCCUCUACUUCACCUCCUCAGGGAGGGUUCGGAGAUCCGAAACCGGCAGGCCCUUCAUCAAGUGCAACGAUGGCGGCGUACGAAUCGUUGAAGCCGAGUGCGACCAAACCAUUGACGAAGUUUUGGCCACGAAGGAUCAUUCUUUUCAUAAUACCCUUGUUUAUACUCAAGUUCUUGGUCCUGAUCUUGCUUUCUCACCUCUCGUCAUUAUACAGUUCACAUGGUUCAAACGUGGAGGAAUGUCCAUUGGACUCAGCUGGGCUCAUGUUCUUGGAGAUGCAUUCGCAGCCUCAGCCUUCAUCAAUUUGUGGGGCCAGAUUGUGUCCGGUCACACGCCACCGAAGUCUCUCCACGCGCCAACUCCCUGGAAAACCAAAUUCCCACCUACAGUUCACGGUAAAUCAAUUCCCAUAUUGAAGAGGGUGGACCCCGUAGGAGACUCCUGGCUAACUGCCAAUAACUGUAAAGUGGACACAAACUAUUUCCAUGUCACUGCAGAACAACUUGAGAAGAUGGUAGCAAAAGCAGCCAGAAUCUCACAUUUCGAAGUUCUCUCUGCUAUAAUAUGGAAAUAUUUGUCUGAAAUCAGGGAAGAUAAUAUGGGGACAAGGACUGUAACAAUCUGUACAACUAAUUCUCACGACAGGGAAAAUGAAUACCCAACCAAUGCCAUGGUGCUAAGCACAGUUGAAGCAGAUUUCGCAGUGGCAAAAGCCGAUAUAUCGGAGUUGGCAGAGCUGAUAGCUCAGAAAAGAGUGGAGGAAAAUGAAGCAACGGUGGAGAUAGAAAAUGGGGUGGCUGACUACAUAGCAUAUGGAGCAAACUUGACAUUUGUAAAUCUGGAAGAAGCUAAGAUUUUCGGAUUGGAAAUGAAGGGAAAAAGACCUGUUUUUGCCAACUAUACCAUCAAUGGGGCUGGUGAUGAAGGGGUUGUUUUCGUGCUUCCAGGGCCAACAAAUGGGAAGGGGGAGGGAGGUGGUAAAGAUGGGUUGGUGCUCACCAUGGUUCUUCCUGAAAAUCAACUUGGGCUGCUCAAAAAUAAGCUUGAAAGGGAUUGGAAUAUCGUUUAAAUAGUAAUGAUCAUAGAUCAUAUAAAAAUAAUAAUAUCGUUUAAAUAGUAUAUACUCUAUGUUAUUUAAAUAAAGUACUCUCAUGGUGGGAGUCUACGUAAGUAGGGUUAUUUGUAUUAUUUAAACGAUGACUAAUUAUUAAUAAAA